Symbiodinium necroappetens is the source of this 1785-nucleotide messenger RNA. Lineage: Eukaryota; Dinophyceae; Suessiales; Symbiodiniaceae. The record is from the annotation of a GenBank genome assembly.
AUGCAUUCAUUCGCGUUGUCUUGCGCAGAGGACGUCCUUCGACGGGGAUUGCGAAAGCAGGACCUGCCUGAAGAGGCGGAUGCUGUGGUGAUUGGGGCAGGUUAUGACUUCGAGACCGGCUUCCACUACGCAGGAGAGAUGCGAAAGGGCCAGGAGCUCCGCGCCAUUGUGGACUCCCUGACGAACGAUGAGACAGGUCCCGAGCGAAUCUACGACAAGGUCGUCUUCAGCGACGGAGACAAGUUUGGUGUCCCGUCAGGGAUCAAGAACUGGCUGAAUGCCCUUCAGGAGAAGUUUCCGGAAGAGAGGGAUGCUAUCGACGUCUAUGCCAGGGACCUCAAGGCGACACAGACAAGCUUUUUUCCUAUGAUGAUAUGGCGCAGCAUUCCUUCCGAAUGGCUAAGCUACUUGGAUGCGUACGAGUCACGGUCUAGAGAAGGUCCUUUUCCCCCCUUUCUGCUCUGCUCAGAACGCAAGCUUUACAACUUGCUGGCCGCCCCGAACCUUCACCUCUGCAUGCUCGCUGGCAAGAAGAUGCAGGAGCUCACGCAGUACCGAAGCUGCAGUAAGGGGCCCAUGAUCAUGGGCAGCAGGGGAACGCACAGAAUGAGCGUCUCAAAGCGGCAAGGACCUGAGUCCAGCGUUAUGCUUACAGUCAGGAGCAUGCUCGGGUUACACCUCCACUUCGGCGAGGGCGCCUACUUCCCGGUAGGAGGCCCAUCGAAGAUGGCUUCUGCUAUGGUGAAACAGAUUGAGCGGCAGGCAAAAGAUGGUCUCACUAUCCGGGCGCCCGUGGUAGUGUCAACCAUUGGCUUGCAUGGUACCGAGAAGUUCUUGCAAGACCAGCCAUGCCAUGAGGAGGAGUUGAACUUGCCCCGUCACAACACCUGGAUGCUGCCCGGAGAGGACCUGCCGAAGUGCAUGGAAGAAUUCCAGCGAGAUCGAGAUGCAGAUGCUCCGUUUGGCUAUGUGGGAAUGGCCUUUCCAAGCAGCAAGGAUCCCUCCUACAAGGAGUUCUAUCCGGACCAGUCGACCUGUGCUAUAGUGGCAGGUGACAUCCCAUGGGAGUGGUUCGAGAAAUGGAAUGGCACGCGUGUGCAUCAUCGCGGCCAGGACUACGAAGACCUGAAGAAGAGAUACGAACUUCGCUUGAUGGACAUGCUCUACACUCAGUUCCCCCAAGUAAGGGGCCGCGUCCAGUACGUAAGCUUGGGGACGCCGCUGGACACCAACUUCUUUCUGGGCAAGUCCUAUGGGCUGCAGCAGACUUUGGCGAAGACAUGGGCGGACACCAACUGGCUUUUUGCUAAGCCCAUAAUCCAGCGGUGGCCAGAUGGUCUCUUCCUGGCAGGGCAAGAUGUUACCAGCGACGGAUUCGCGCCCUCGGUUGUUUCUGCGAUAUUGGCAGCCUGUGCUAUUGCCGCAUGCCACAAGUUGGAGGUUGCAGAUAGUUGCGGCGCCGUCAAUGUCAUCAUCGCCUUCAUCAUCGUCAUCACCAUCAUCAUCAUCGUUGUCAUGCUUGAUUCCGACGAUUUCAACCUGAUCAUCACGGCGGUAUCUUCCACUUUGUCAGCUUCGUCGUUGGCGCUGCCAAUACGUGGCGUGAUCACCAUCCUCUUCAUCUGUGUCUUCAGCACCAUCGACUGCAGCAUCACCACUGGUAGCACCACGAUCACCGCCGUCGCCAUUGUCAUCCGCAGCAGCGACGGUACUCCCUUCAUAAGCAUGCACGAGAGCGGCGAGAGGCUCGGGCUCUGGGGCACCCUGAAAGCGCUGCUAUCGUAG